Zychaea mexicana is the source of this 1903-nucleotide messenger RNA. RefSeq names its product putative serine esterase-domain-containing protein. Lineage: Eukaryota; Fungi; Mucoromycota; Mucoromycetes; Mucorales; Lichtheimiaceae. The coding region runs from base 351 to 1712 and encodes 453 amino acids. The transcript is spliced from 7 exons. The record is from RefSeq and is a predicted model, not a curated record.
AUAUUUUACUGGAACAGUCCGGCUUUUUUUCGGUUCUUUGCCUCAUAAUCUGCCACCUUUAGCAUCACUAGCAAUAAAGACAAUCAUCAUAUUUAAUCUUGAGCAAUGCUUUCUUGUGUUCUCUACGUAUGAAUACAUACACGCAUGAGAGGAGAACAUCACUACAGAUCGCCAAGACAUAAAGAAUAGAAAGCAAAUCAGGCAAGUGAACGCGUACUUUCUAAUCAGAACGGGCCGAGUUUACCCGAAAUGCGCAUUAUCAUUAUUUCGGCUUCCUUUAAGCAGUAAUAUAUAUAAAGCUUAGUUUCAGCCCUUGCAUCCUUCUUUUUUCUCUUCCUUUCGAUUGAAGAAUGUCAGAGAAAACCACACUUGUAGUAUGCCAGCACGGAUUGUGGGGAGUUAAAAGCCACAUGGGCUUCAUUGAAAAGCAAAUCACGGAAGUCAUGGAUUCUAAAUCCAUUUCCGUGUUAAAUGUUGCUUGUAACGAGAGCAAAUAUACCUACGAUGGGGUUGAUAUCUGCGGUAAAAGACUUGCUGCCGAGAUACAAGAUUAUGUCAAGUAUUUGGCAGAUGAAGAACGCAAGAUCGUUACUCGCCUGAUCUUAAUCGGAUAUUCAUUGGGAGGGUUAAUGGCUCGUUAUGCCAUUGGUGUCUUGGGCAAAAAAGGAUUCUUUGAUACCGUCGAACCUCUUCUGUACGUAACAUUUGCCACACCUCAUUUAGGCGUACGCCGUGAAGCAAACACAAAGUUCGGAAAAGUGUACAAUUUUGUCACUGGUCAUAUGCUGUCAAGGACAGGCGAGCAAUUACAACUUUUGGAUUCGCAUGAAAAUGGGCGUCCGAUAUUGAGCAUAUUAGCAGAUCCAGACCGCGAGUUUUAUCAAUACUUGGCCAAAUUCAAGACACGGCGCACAUAUGCAAACGUAGCCAACGAUCGUACUGUGCCCUACUGGAGUGCAGCCAUGGAUACAUGUAACUACUUUAAAGACAUCAAGGAAGUUGAAUUAUCACUAGAUUCGGAAUACUCGAGUGUGAUCACUGCCUUUGACGCACGGCAUCCAGACAAAGAACGGCACAAGAAUAAGAAGCGACGAAUCAAAACUGGAUCAGUGAUCAGACUUGUGUUGCUACUAUUUAGCCCAAUUUUGGUCCCCAUCUUUGGAAUUUUGGCGUUCACAUAUAUCGGCACCCAAGGACUCGCGUCUCGGUAUCGAGUAGCAAGACUGCUAGCAUCGGACAAGAGCGGAAAGGAAAUGCUGCAGUAUGACGAAGAGUGUGGUCAUAGCUAUAGCGACGAUACCCUAACUCACGAUAAAAAUAAUAAUAAUAAGCGUCACCAUCACCAUCACAACGAUCACGAAGAAGACCCCAUCUUGGUGGAUACACUCGACGCUGGAGAAACGAUACCCAACGAGGCCAAUGCUGAUAAGGCUCCGCAAACGACUCAGCAGCAACGUGAUACCAAAGAUCACAGGUCGUUGUACAACAUCGAACCAUCCAAAGCAUUGAAAACAAAACAUUCGGCCAUGCAUCUUGCAAAGGAGCAGUUUGAGAUCCAAAUGAACAUGCUCCAGCUCGAAUGGGAGCGUGUACUUAUCUAUAUCGACGCAAUGAACGCACAUGCUUCUAUUGUAUGUCGAGCAAAUCGAUUUGUUAAUUCCGGUGGGCAAGCAGUCGUUCGUCAAUUUGUUGAUUCACUAAUACUAGAUUAAACUUUUAUACACAAUUCUAAGGGUAAGGGCGUGGACGCCUUCAUCAAUUUCUUGUUGCAAAAGCUUGUAGACUGAGCGAUGGCGUUGCAUCAAAGACUACAUACAUAGUUCCCCGUUUUAAGGAUCAGUACUUUGUCGCAACUCGUUUCAACAAUAUAUCAACUUUACCUUGCCAUCAAACUUUUUCGAGA